GGGAAUUAUAACGAAUUCCAGGCCUUUUUUUCUCACUAUUUCACGCAAUUUACACACUCUCUCUCUCUAACUCUCAUUGUCAGCAACAAAGAACCACAGCCGUUGCCAACGCCUCCCCUGCCGUGCCGCCGCCCCUGCCGCCGCCAAAGUGAACGGAAGUUGUUGCCGGCAUUGUCUCACUCACUCUUUAAAUCCGGGUAAACCCUAAAUUCGUAGUACAUUGUUGAAUUUUACAUUGAAUAGUUGGUAGUAGAUAGUUGUUGUAUGUUGUAGCAAAUUGUGAUGUAAAUUGUAUUAAUUUGUUGCUAAUUAGUAAUGAAAUGUGAUAAAUUGUUGAGCUUUGGGACCAGCGGUUGGAGUCCAUCGUUGACGGUCACCUGUUUCAGGGUGUUAUGGAUCCGCGUGAUCCUUACAUGGUAUGGUACAGGCAGAUUACACGCCUUUUCAUCAACCCUACCUACACCCCACCGUCCACGCACUACCAUCCAGCUUAUGAUGUUAUCAGCGGACUUGCGGGGGAUAUGGGUGCGAUGGUUGAUGCACUUUCAGAUGCCUUAGCAGCCGUACCCACCAGAGCCCAGGUUGAGCGGGUGCGAGAUAUGGGCAUACAUAGCUUGCAGAGAUAUGGCCAUGGCCAUCUCGUCCACCCCAGGGACGAUCAUGACCCCAACUCCUUCCAUUCACAGUUCGACUUCGGACAGAGUAGUGGUGGAGGUCAUACUUCGGGCUCUACACAGGCAGAGGAUUACUUCAUCCAUAACACCGCUCCCGGCCACAGCCAGGAUGACUCAUCGUCUUGCCAGCUGACUCCUCCACCGUCCCGAGACCCAUUCACCACCAUUCAGCAUUACACGAGGCGUCCGAGGCGUGUUCGUAGACGAACGGAGGACACACAGGAUGGAGAUCAGUUAACUCCAAUACAUGAGUCCGGAUAGUAUUAGUUAGUUGAUCCUUUUGUGGUACUCAGAUAUUUAACAAUGUUGUAUAUAACGCUUACAUUAUUAAUACAAGAAAUGUUUUCUAAAUGACUCUCUGUACAAUUUGAAGUUUAUUUCCCUUAUUUGUCCGAAUUUGACUUUUGUUAGUGAAACUAUAUCUUUUAUAUCCGUUAUAUGUAUCAAGCAGCAUAUAUUUGGUCUCCUGCACUU
Molecule: messenger RNA, 1148 nt
Organism: Chenopodium quinoa (quinoa)
Lineage: Eukaryota; Viridiplantae; Streptophyta; Magnoliopsida; Caryophyllales; Amaranthaceae
Exons: 2
Coding region: 393-935 (180 amino acids)
Source: RefSeq, a predicted model, not a curated record